Messenger RNA from Homarus americanus (American lobster), 5201 nucleotides. RefSeq names its product homeotic protein Sex combs reduced-like. Bases 561 to 1580 code for a protein of 339 amino acids. The record is from RefSeq and is a predicted model, not a curated record. NCBI's taxonomy places the organism in Eukaryota, Metazoa, Arthropoda, Malacostraca, Decapoda, Nephropidae. Gene Ontology annotation, biological process: regulation of transcription by RNA polymerase II; anterior/posterior pattern specification. Gene Ontology annotation, molecular function: RNA polymerase II cis-regulatory region sequence-specific DNA binding; DNA-binding transcription factor activity, RNA polymerase II-specific. The transcript is spliced from 5 exons. Gene Ontology annotation, cellular component: nucleus.
CUCACUGAGCGCUGGUGGAGGCGAUGCGGCCCCACUUUUGCCAAGGCGGCGUCCCCUCCUGCCAGCGUCCCGCCUGCACGUCGUCUGGUGGCCGCCACACGCCGCUAACUCCCCGCGCUGCUCACAGAUGUCGCGGGCGGCGCGACCCGGCUCGCUGCUGCGCAUCCCCGGCCCUCAUGCUCUUAUUUACGGUUUGUUUAUAGUCGUGCAUCGUCACAUGGGCGCUCGGUGGGGCCAGGCGCGCUCCGACUGCUCGUAAUUUAUCCGGACGGAGACGGUGGUCGGAGGUUCGGAGUGGGGUGCAAGGCUCGCGCAGGGUCCGCGGGUCGGGCCACCUCGUUGCGCCCGCUACCACUCUCAUUAUCUUGUUAACCUCCACUCAUGCGGCCAUUCCUAUUGGUUGCUGUCGGUCACGUGCUAGUAUUCCCAGCCCAUAAAUGGAGUAAUGUGCAAGUGCUAGAGAGGUUUUCCUUCGAGUAGUGUCGCCAUAAUUCAUCAACAUUGGGUGGAACAGUGGACAGAAGGGCACUCGAGGAGCAAAUCACCUGCGGACUUCCGCGAUGAGCUCCUAUCAGUUCGUGAACUCUAUGUCCGCCUGCUACGGGCAGCGCGGACAGGACGCCAGUGUCGUGAACACAGACUACUACGGUACUUCUCUCAACAGUUACAACAACUGCUAUUCGCCUCCACUACAGUAUGGAGGCUACACACCUUCGGGAAUCUCAGUUGUCCCAAAUGGAAGCGAAUUUUCCGGCGGCGGCAGUAGCGGUGCCUCGGGGACUUCAGCCUCUGCAGCGUCAGGAUCGUCAGUGGGCACCCCGAGUGGCUCUGGGGGCAACACCACCCCGGGGCCCUCCGUGCAGGGUCGCCUCCACCAAACAUCCUCCUCACCUGCCUCCACACCACAGGCAUCCACCUCCUCCGCCUCCUGCAAAUUCGCCUCCACGCCCGAGUCCUCGGCCAACCCAGUAGGCUCCCCGCAGGACCUGUCCGUAUCAGCUGGCGGCAGCGGGCCCGGCUCGAGUAGCUCCGGAAGUGGCUCCGAGCAGAACAGCUCUAGUCAGGGCGGUGGGGGCGGCACCAGCACCUCCGCCGGAGGUGGAGAAGGUGCAGAAGGUGGAGAGAGUCUGGAGGGCGCCUCUGGAAGCUCGGGGGGCUCGUCCUCGACCAAGAGCCAGCCACAUAUCUACCCCUGGAUGAAGAGAGUACAUCUCGGCCAGAAUCAGAAGGAGGCGAUGAAGGAGGACCGUACAGUGAACUCCAACGGGGAGACCAAGAGACAGAGGACCUCCUACACACGGUACCAGACGCUCGAGUUGGAGAAGGAGUUCCACUUCAACCGCUACCUGACGCGGCGACGGAGGAUAGAGAUCGCCCACGCCCUCUGCCUCACAGAGCGACAGAUCAAAAUCUGGUUCCAAAACCGGAGGAUGAAGUGGAAGAAGGAACACAAGAUGGCCAGCAUGAACGCGGGUAUGGGUAUGCAUCCACAGGCGUACCACCAAAUGCACCACCAGAUGAUGCACCCUCAUCAUCUACACCCUCAUCUCGCAGACUUUGAAACGAAAGGCUACUACUAGGGAUCAGCCUGGUCGUGGUAACUCAUAUGCAGAUGACGUAGCCAGCGAGAGUGGAUGGCUGUGUUUAUCGGUAUGAGAUACUGCGACUAGGGUGUACCGGCGGACCAAACCCCCCCUGUCACUCAUCGACCGGACCUGGACAACUCUUUACGGACUGCUGCUCCCAACGCCAGACGACUUGAGGUAAACUACACGUUGAUUUCUGAGGUCCCAGGAGUACCCAAGAGAUAAAUAUAUAUAUAUGACUUGAAAUGCAAGAUGAUGGGAAUGGAAAGAAGAAGAGAUGUUCAGAGAAGAGGACAAGAGGAAGAAAAACAAAGUAGAUGCCGAGAAAAUGCCUUGGGGUAUCUCAGCUCACCUUGACAGUUUCCCCGAUUGUGUUCAAGAGAAGAAAAGACGAAAAACUAAGAAGAUAAGGAGACAUACAAGAGAUGGCUUAACAAUUAUGAGAAGGGUUGUGAUAAGAACAUGGAAAUGAAAUAGAAAUGUGUUAAGUGAUUCAGUUAACGUUGUCACCAUCAGUGUGACUUGUUCCUUGUAUAAGUUACUAUGUGAAGGACAUAAACCUGUGGAUUAUCACAACAAUAAGGAUGUGUAUUGUGAGUGGCAAUUAUAAGAGGAGGGUCAGACCUUACUCAGAGCUAUUUUCGGCACACCUUCCCUCAUGGAAUCAUAAAGAGACUUAUUCAUGAGUGAGAAAAUCUACUGUGUGUUGAGAAAAGUUCUAUACCUGGUCUGAAAACCUUGAAGAAAAGAAGUGAUUCACAAUAUAAUGAAAUGGAAGUUAUCUGGAAGAAUCAGUGUUAAGUGAUUAUAAAUUCUUGGGGUGAGUAGUUGUGUGAUGACGGUGGUGGUUUCACUCGAGGAGAAGGUGUGCUGUAGAUAAUAAAUGAGACAGUGUAAGAGAGACAGAAGAUACCUUGGGAAGAACAGUGUUAAGUGCUUGUAAUACAGAGAGACUUGGCCUCGUCCUGGGCACCACAGCUUUCACGAAAAUCAUCUCAAGGCUUCUUUCUCCGAUAGUCUUCAAAUAGCUCCUUGGUUGAACAUAACUUAUACUCACAUCACAAGAGAAAUUAUAAUUUAGCUUAAUCGGGAUGAAAUACUUCCUUCACACAAUCAGAUUGUGUAAAAAAAUAUAUAUUCAGUAUAAAAGAAGAAAAACUCCGUAGAAAUUACGCAAAUCAGAGUCGUCAGUUAACUUGGACAAGAUCGAGUUGUGAUCACGUGUAAGAAGAUAAUCUUAAUCAGUUUGCCAAAGCUCAGUGCGACCCCUGAUUAGUUGUUAUGAUUUGUAAGUUAGAAUUUUUUUCACUUCUCUGUUUUAUUGUUAAGAUAAAAUUAUUAUAUUUGUUCUUUCUUUUAACUCAUUGCCAAAAUGAUUCCCUGAUUAAUUGUUAUUCAAAUUGUAGUAAGAACAAGUUAAACUGGUACGCCAUGUAACGUUAUGUGGUUUACGAGUUACCUUAUGUUGAGUAGGUUUCCCUCCACGGGACAUCCAUUGUAUGUGAUGCUAAAAUAUGUACGGGCAGUGUUUUACACCUUGUAAUAUGUAUUAUUAAUCUCUCCUCAAAGGUGAACCACACUUUCCUCAAUAGCUGACACAAUACAGGUUUGAUUUUCCCCUCAAUAGUGUAAAAGAAACUAAGGAGUCACGUGACUAUUCCUUCAAUAGCUAACAGAUAAUAUGAAGGCUUUUUUAUUAGAGUGUUGUAUAAGACACGUCUUCAGUACCGUGCAAACAGACACAUGUGCAAGCAGAUAUGUAUGGAGAUAUGUACACUACAAUUUGCUGACACACUCACCACACACACACACACACACACACACACACACACACACACUUUCCUCAAUACUUAUAAAGUACAUUAAAUUUUUUCGAUGGUGUAAAAUUAAAAAAUAAAUAAAUCGCAUAACAUUAUUCAAAAAAGCUUUCAGAAGGCGCAUCAAAAUUUCCUCAAAGGCCAUUACAGAGUUAUGUGUACAAUACAAAUAUUUAUUAUUUUUUUGUUUUGUUUUAAUCGUGUAACGAAGAAAUUCUAAUCAAAUUUAUCCACUUCAGGAUCUUUUAAAAAUCAGAAGAGGAAAACAAUAUAACUUUAUACCAGACACUCUACUUUCUAUUGCAUCCAAAAUGCAUACUUCUCCGUUGCUUGAUAACAUUUGCAUUACAGAAUUAUUAUAUAUAAAAAAAAAUCGGAAAAAGAAGGUAUUUGAUCUAGCCUCCUGCCAGAGAGAGGCGCUCAGCUCGUAUGUACUGUACAUGAUGGUGUGUGUUGAUGCUGCUUGGCCAAGGUGAAUGCGGAUGUAAACGAGCCUCAUUUUGUGCAAUGCUGUCCAUAUGGCUUUAUUAAAUGGUGUAAAAAGUUAUAGCGAUGAUACUGUAAUCAUGGCGGUAGAUUUGUUGCGUAGCAGUAAGAGAAACAACCUCCUCCUCCCCCCUCACGUACAUGCUCCUCCCCCUCACAUACAUGCUCCUCCCCCUCACAUACAUGCUUCUCCACCCCCACACACAAUAUCCCCCCUCUUACAUACACCCUCCUCCACCUCCUCCACUUAAAACAACCCCCUAUCCCACCCAACUACCCCCUAUCCAAACCCGUCCAUCUCCUCAGCUCCCCCCCCCCUUUCAUCUAUCCUCCAUAAUAUUCUUCAUCCCUUCUCCUCCUCCUAUUUUUAUUAUUUCUUUUCUCUCCCCUUCCUCCUCUCUGUAAGUCCCUUUCUAUUCCCACACCAAUAUACCAUUACUCCUCCUUCACCUCUUCAUCUACUCCCUCAUCACCCCCACACAGUUCCACCCCUUGUACCACUCCCUCCUCCUCGCCCUCCAAUAUCAUCCCUUAACUCCUCCUGCAUCCCUUCGUCCUCCCUCCCUCCCACUCCAAAAUCACCCCCUCCCCCCCUCCCUCCAAAAAUAUCCCUUCUCCGGUGUUUUGUGAGUCGCCAGCCGCUCAUCCCACACGUGGCUGGAAUCUUUGAAGCAUUUCAUAGAAAAUGCGAGAUUUUUACAACAUAGGAAAUGACUGUAGCUUAUUCCUCAAAUUUUAUAGUUUUUAAAAGCCGAUUAUUUUAUAUCCAUUGAUUAUUUUCUUCUUCUUUCUUCCUCUCUAUUAUAUACAAGUUUAUGUACAUAUAUAUUUAUAUAUCUACUAAGAUAUAUGUAUAUAUGUAUACAGAACAAAUUUAUUUUUCAUAAUCGCGUACACCAAAAAAAAUUAUAACCAAUUAAUUUCUGAUGUUAUAUUUUACAUGUAAUAAUUUUCACUUUUGUCAUAUGUGGCAUUAGUUUUGUUUAUUCUUCUGACAAACAAAAAUAAAUAGAAAAAUAAUUGUAUACCUUCAGCUCAUGUCCAUUAUUGUUUCAUGGCAAAACACCGAUGUUGUAAUUAUUACCGCAAAUUAUUAUUAUUUUUUUUUGUACUACACAACAAUAGUUUCGCGUUAUGGAAUACGCUUUUUCAAAGUAUACGAUUAGUUUUAAGAGUUAAGCAAUAUUCCUGUAAAAAGUUGUCUACUGUAAAUUAACAAUGAUGAUAAUGAUAUGGAUAAUGAUAAGAAAAAAUCUUUCUAAAGGCAUAGAACACGAUUCAUUGACAAAAAUAAACUGUGUCCAAAUAGAAA